This is a messenger RNA of Periophthalmus magnuspinnatus, 1646 nucleotides long. RefSeq names its product family with sequence similarity 174 member B (gene fam174b). The transcript is spliced from 3 exons. NCBI's taxonomy places the organism in Eukaryota, Metazoa, Chordata, Actinopteri, Gobiiformes, Gobiidae. The coding region runs from base 320 to 754 and encodes 144 amino acids. The record is from RefSeq and is a predicted model, not a curated record.
GCACAUCCUUGUCCUGGCUGCAGGGUGUUAGGCGCAGACUCGGGAGCUCGGGAGGCUGCAGAGCUCACCUCCAUCUCCCUCGCACCACAACCACCACGGACCAAACACCAAACCGAGCCAGCGUCAGGACUACGGGAGAGACACCUUUUCACAGCGUGAUUUAGGACCGAAACACGAAGUUUUCUUUCCCGAAAACGCACUAGGGUACGUAACUAACGGCAAUAUUUUUGGACACAUUGGAGUUGCUGAAAUGUGACAGCUGUUUCGUAUCACUCGCAGUUCUUCGGCAGUAACCAUUUAAUAAUUAUCAUCCCGCAAAAUGUUGACGCACAAUUUGGCGCUUACUGUAAUCUUGGCGUGUGCGUGGUGCGUCAGUGCUGAGAUGAGCCAUGUGCCUUCUUCCACCACCGCUGCGCGCUUGAAUUCCACCGCCUCCAUCCACCAUCUGGUCAGCGCGGAGGGACACGGGCUGCAGCCGGGUCACAACGCCACAGACGCGGCCGUGGGCUCCCGGAUUUCUACGAUCAUGACCUACCUGCCCUCGCUGAAGAAGGGCGUGUUUUUCGUGUGCGUGAUAACAGCUGGGCUCGUCGUGUGCUUGCUGGUCAAGGUGGUCAGGUCGGGCAGGCGGAUCCGAAAAACACGAAAGUAUGACAUAAUUACGACGCCGGGCGAGCGCGUUGAGAUGGCCCCUUUGAACCAGGACGGCGAGGAAGAUGACGACUCCACGCUCUUCGACGUCAAGUACAGGUGAACAGACUCUGCUCCACAGAGGAUGUCUCUGCUCCUCGUGCCUGAUCAAUCAGCUGUUACGUGUGUGUGCAGGACUGGGGCACCAUGGGUAAUGUAGUCAGCUGCUGCAGGAAUCCAACCGACAACCCCUCCUUUGAAAACCACUGCGAAGGCUUUGGAUGUGCAAUGGACUUGUUAUUGAGACCAUCUGUCCACUGUAAAAAGUCACAUCCAAGUCAGUUAAAAUUACUUAACUUCAGAGUAAUACAUUUGUAAGUAUUUGUUUUCUUAUUUAUACUAAACUAGAUUGCUGGGUUUCAGAUUACUUCUAAACAUUCAAAUUAAUAUUGUUAAAAUGCUGAUUUUUGUGGUAAUACAAAAAAUGUUCUUGGGUCUAGUUACUAAUAGAAAUGAUCAGGUUUGUGAAUUUACUUUUUGAAUAUUAUGUUAUCAAUAGAAGUCCAUUUUAACUGGUAAAACUACUCAAAAUGGGCCAUUUAAUGUACAUUGUGAGAAAAAAACAGCUUAUUGUAAUUUAGAAUAUAUUUUAUGAAGAGUAUUGUAUCACAGGACUGCAGACCAUAAAUCUGAUUGAAUUGUUAACAUCAGUUUUGCACAUCAGAGACAGUACAAGGCACUAGGCUGUGUCUCAUCACUACUGUAUGGAUUAUACGUAUGAGUGUAUAUUUUUGUAUGUUGUGUAAGACAUUCCACUUUUGCUGCUGAUUAAAUUAAUUGUGAAUUCUUUGUGAUUUUGAAAGACUCUGGACUCAUAACUGUAAGUACGCACUGUAGAAAAUGGAGAUCAAGAUCAGUUAAAGUAAAAGCAAAAUAUUAAACUUGUUUUCAGUUUUGACAAGUGAAGAUGCAUUUCUUUGAUGGAUCUGACUGAUUAUGAAUCAUUUGACUUGUUU